AUGGGCUACACGGUUCCGGAUUCGCCUGGGUUUCGAAACAAGACGGGCAAGGUUUUGGUGAUUAAAUUCAAUGGUUCCGAGAUUGGUGAGUUUACAAUUUUGGACCUUGAUUCUUGCGAGUGAAACAUACCACUAUUUUGAUCUUCCAUUCUGUAAACCAGUGGAAGCAAUUUCAUUGGGUACUUCAACUUUAUGGGUGACACAUGGUAAAACAUUUGAGACAUGGAUUUGUCUGCUUGCUCAUUUGCUUUGUGGCUAUUGCACAGAUGUAAUUCUAAGAUUAUGCCAGGAGAUUGUGUUUUUGAAAGUUGAAGUUGCAGAGCUUCUAUUACCAAGUAUUUUUGUAAAUCUAGUCGGGAGGAGAGACUUAGAUAUUGAUCUUCAACAAUUUAUAUCCUUGUACGUUUUUUUUCUUCUUUCUCUUUUUUCAUUAGUUUAUUUUUUGUUUUCUGUCAUUUCAUGUAUUGAAACUAUAAUAAUGCUGAAUGAUUGUCGUAAUUUUUUAUUUUUUAAAAAUAAAUGACCUUUGUAUGAAAUUAAAUAAAGGAAACAGAUAACUCUAAGCAACUUAUUCUAGUUUUGAUUUCUAGGAAACAAAAUAAUUAUUAAAACAAGUUUAUCAGAGUCAACAAUCUAUAUAAAAUCUCAUUUUCAUGAUAUGUUUAU
Messenger RNA from Humulus lupulus (European hop), 666 nucleotides. RefSeq names its product transmembrane 9 superfamily member 4-like. Gene Ontology annotation, biological process: DNA damage response; protein localization to membrane. The record is from RefSeq and is a predicted model, not a curated record. The coding region runs from base 71 to 523 and encodes 150 amino acids. Gene Ontology annotation, cellular component: membrane. The transcript has 4 exons. Gene Ontology annotation, molecular function: protein serine/threonine kinase activity. NCBI's taxonomy places the organism in Eukaryota, Viridiplantae, Streptophyta, Magnoliopsida, Rosales, Cannabaceae.